GCAUGCAGCUACAUAAAAGACACGGAGAAGCUGAUCAUCGGGGCAGUCCUGUCCAUGGUCAUGGGAGGCUUUUAAUAGUAACAAAAAACUGCAUGACAUUCUUUUUUAGCCAUGUGAUGAUUUUUCCACACGUCGGUAGUCGUUGUUGGCUCAAGAGUAACUCGGGAGAGGAACUUGGUACAUCGCAGAAACGAGAAGUAAACGGCAAACUUAGACAUACACGUGGGAACUCGUUUAAACUCGUGAACAUGAACUUGGAAUCUCAGACAACCACGAGUUUGAUUUUUUCUUUCGUGGGUGGACUCGCGCCGUGAGACAGGGCUAUAAAAGUGGAGGGAGCGCUUCAGGAUUGCAACAGUGACAAAGAUGUGGAAGUAAUUCAUCGUGAAACUUGGAUAAAAAAGGCAAAAGAAGAGGUUUCAUCGAACAAAGUAGUUUUAACAGACAAAAAUGGCCAGUGAACGAUUUUACCGAAGGGGGAGUAUUAAUAGCCUCCUGAGCAACACAAGUGAUGAAGAUAUGGUGGAGAUCGCAGGAGCAUCUCUGGACUUUUCUUUGGCAGAUGAUGUUCCUCCACUGGACAGGGAGCCAGAAAAAGAACCCACAGUCUAUAAUGGAGCAGGAAUGAAUGGUGCAAGUAAGAUAAUGGAUUUUUUUGAUGAACCAGUUCCUGGUGUGGGGACAUAUGAAGAUUUCAAUACGAUCGACUGGGUCCGUGAGAAAUCCAGGGACAGAGACAGACACAGAGAGAUUGCAAGCAAGAGUAAGGAAUCAUUGUGUGCACUCAUUAAAGGUUUGAGUGAUGCUUUCUCCGGUUGGCUGGUAAUGCUUCUGGUUGGGCUUAUGGCAGGUGCCAUUGCCGGUUUGAUCGAUAUGACUUCUAACUGGAUGACAGAUCUAAAAGAAGGGGUCUGCCUAGUAGGAUUCUGGUAUAAUCAUGAACACUGUUGUUGGACAUCUGAUGAGAUCACUUUUGAACAGCGAGAUAAAUGCCCAGAGUGGAAGACGUGGUCUGAACUUUUCCUUAACCAGUCUAAUGGGACUGGUGCCUAUAUAUUAAACUACUUCUUGUACGUCAGUUGGGCCCUAGCUUUCGCUUUCCUGGCUGUGUCCUUGGUGCGAGUAUUUGCACCUUAUGCCUGUGGUUCUGGAAUUCCAGAGAUUAAAACCAUAUUAAGUGGUUUUAUCAUUAGAGGCUACCUAGGAAAGUGGACCUUGAUUAUUAAAACUAUAACCCUAGUUUUGGCUGUGUCGUCAGGCCUCAGCCUUGGGAAAGAAGGUCCUCUUGUACAUGUGGCCUGCUGCUGUGGCAAUAUUGUCUGUCAUCUCUUUACGAAAUAUCGGAAAAAUGAAGCCAAGAGGAGAGAGGUACUAUCAGCAGCUGCAGCAGCAGGUGUCUCUGUAGCCUUUGGUGCCCCCAUUGGAGGAGUUUUAUUUAGCCUUGAAGAGGUCAGCUAUUACUUCCCUCUGAAGACUUUAUGGAGGUCAUUUUUUGCUGCACUGGUCGCAGCCUUCACAUUACGUUCAAUAAAUCCAUUUCGUAAUAGCGGCCUUGUGCUAUUCUUUGUCGAAUUCCACAGACCCUGGCAUUUGUUGGAAUUAAUUCCAUUCAUACUUUUGGGAAUCUUCGGAGGACUGUGGGGAGCUUUUUUUAUACGUGCUAAUAUUGCCUGGUGCAAAAGGCGCAAGACCACUGUGUUAGGGAGGUAUCCCGUUCUCGAGGUCCUUAUUGUGACGGCCAUCACAGGUAUCAUAGCUUUUCCUAAUAACUUCACUAAAAUGAGUACCAGUGGGCUCAUUUCCGAACUAUUCAAUGACUGUGGACUACUGGACUCUUCACCACUCUGUGAUUAUGUUAAUGAAGCCAACAGCACAAAAACAAUUGAUAAUCUGCCAGAUCGUGCAGCAGGCAAAGGUGUCUACGCAACAAUAUGGCAGCUGGCUCUAGCUUUGCUGUUUAAAAUCUUCAUCACAAUAUUCACAUUUGGUAUAAAGGUUCCAUCGGGACUCUUCAUACCGAGUAUGGCAGUAGGAGCGAUAGCUGGAAGACUUCUAGGAGUAGGAAUGGAACAACUGGCCUACUAUCACCGUGACUGGGUCAUCUUUAAAGGGUGGUGCAAUCCUGGAGCUGACUGCAUCACUCCUGGAUUGUACGCCAUGGUUGGUGCUGCUGCUUGUCUAGGUGGUGUGACCAGGAUGACUGUAUCCUUGGUGGUUAUAAUGUUUGAACUAACGGGUGGAUUGGAGUAUAUUGUCCCAUUGAUGGCUGCUGCAAUGACCAGUAAAUGGGUGUCCGAUGCAAUUGGGAGAGAGGGCAUCUAUGAAGCACAUAUUCGACUGAAUGGUUAUCCAUUCCUGGAGGCAAAGGAAGAAUUUACGCAUCAGACAUUAGCAAUGGAUGUUAUGAGACCUCGGCGCAAUGACCCCCCUUUGACAAGUCUAACUCAGGAUGGAAUGAAGGUGGAAGACAUGGAGGCAAUUAUUAAUGAAACAACCUACAGUGGAUUUCCUGUCAUAGUGUCAAAAGAAUCUCAGCGACUUGUUGGUUUUGUCCUCAGAAGAGAUUUAAUCAUUUCAAUUGAAAAUGGAAGGCAGCGACAAGAUGGGAUUGUAAGCACGUCCAUUAUUUAUUUUACUGAACACCCUCCUGUGCAACUUCCAGACAAUCCUGCUGCACUCAAACUGCGUGCCAUACUAGAUUUGAGUCCAUUUACAGUGACGGACCAUACACCUAUGGAAAUAGUGAUUGAUAUAUUUUGCAAGCUGGGCUUAAGACAGUGUCUUGUUACCCACAAUGGACGACUCCUUGGCAUUAUCACCAAAAAAGAUAUAUUGAAGCAUAUUGCUCAGAUGGCAAACCAAGAUCCGGACUCCAUUAUGUUUAAUUAAAAUAAAACUCUGUUCAUACUAAUGGGGAUUACAGAGAGAACAUUUUUAUUUGUGGUAACAUGCUAUGACUGGUUUUGGCAUCUUACCUUAAUCUCCGUCUGAAGAGAGAUGGUCAUAGCACAUAUUCAAUGAGCACCUGACUUUCAAUUGCACUACAUGAUCUACAAAAUAGUCUCUGGAGUGUUUUUUUGAUCAGCACUGUGGAAGUACGUGGUAAUUGAAUGAAGAAUUGGAUUAAUUGUUGUUUUACUUCUGCAGUUUGUUAUUAAAUUUAAUUGUAAUGAGUGCGUUGUCAUGCCCAAGGUGCAUGCAUUGUUUGGGCUUUACCAGCAGAAAACCAAAAUGACGAAUUGUUGGAUGUGCCUGAGAUUAGACUAUCUCAACUUUGUCUUGUACUGUAAUGAAGUAUGAGUAUUUUGACAAACCCUGUUCUGUGAGAUUAAUAGAAACCAUUUAUCCCCUUCGAAAUUAUCUGAAAAACAAUGGCAUUUAAAUGAAUCGCCAAUAAAAUGGCAUUCAAUUUAAAUGGCAUUGCAAUGAAUCACCAAUAAACUAAUUGCACGUUAUUAUUGCCCACCACCCCUCACUCCAGUGCAAUAGGGUAAUCAUGGCAGCAAUCAUGUGGCAUCCACAUGUCAUCUAUCUCAGUUUUAACUUAAAUGUUUACAUGGCUACAAAAUGGGAAUAGUCUCAUCCUGUACAGCUAAAUCUCGAUUAAUUAAUCUGCAGGGUGUUAUAUGGGAAAUGUCUCUAAUAAUCUAUAUGUAUUAAAAUAAACAGAUCAGUAACUCACUGCACUUGUUUUAAGGGACUGAUUUGUGUAUGGGGGAAAAAAACACUGAUCUCCACAAAACAAUCUGAAUAUUACAGAAAAUAGAAUUGUUUUGUUUGGAGGAAAGCAACUCUAUUCUUUGCUAUGUAGCUGAUGGAGUGGGAUACCACACCUAGAUUCUCCCUGUCCUAACCAAAAUAGCGCUGAACUGCUAGGUUUAUAUUGAAAUGCAAUGGUUCUUUAUACCCAAGUCAGUUCUCAUUGAUGCUUGCUUCAGGACAAUGUUGACUUUGGGUGCACCUGUCUUUAUUUAUUUGACUUUGAGCCACCUGUCUUGAUUUAUUUGACGGCAUGAACAUUCAGUUCUCCAUUAUAAGGUAACCCCCUUCUCCAAUGUCCCUUUUCUCUCUCCUGGUCCACCAAGAUCCAGGCUGACGUACCCUUUUCAAAUUCCUCUGCUUCCCCUCCCUUCCAUCACUCAUUUCAUUCUCCUCCUCCACCCAUUCCAUGUGUCAACCACCCAGACACUCCUCCAACUGGGUCUCUUUAGCCCCCCACUGUCCCCAUGUGCCCGGCCUAUCUCUCUUGUUUAGUUUCUUGCUUCCUUAUCUAUCGGAUUCCAUCAUCUGCAAUCUUUUGUUGCCUCCACCUAUCGCCUCAGCCUCAACUGCUAAUUCCUUCUCCCUCCUGAUUCCAUCUGCUAAUCCACUCCUCCUCACUGGAAUCUGCCUACCCCUUCUCGACUCUUGACCCACCCCUUCCUCCUUACACUGGCUAUCUCCCCUCGGCUCCUUCACUUCAGAUGAAGUGUCCAGACCUAUAACGUUGACUAUCCACAUGCAGCUCAACCCGAGUUCCUCCAGCAGAUUGCUCAUGGAUCCAGAUUCCAGCAUCUGUGUCUCCUUUACUAACUGGAAACAUUGGUGUGGGAAUGUAUAACAUAGAGCUUGUCCACAUAAACACAUUAUUUCUGACUUCUUUGACAAUGCAUAUUACUCCGAGCAUUACAGCUGCAUUAGAGGUGUAGCUAAAGGUUUGUGUAGGAAUUGGUUGGGACCUGUAAAGGCACAAUUAGCAGUCUGUGGCUGGCCUUUCCCCACGGAUGUUGCAGCUAAGAUGGGUUAUAGUAAACUGGGUGGAAUUAAGUGCUUUUCCACACAUCUAACAUGGGACAGAUAUCUUUGUCUGAAAUCUUUGUAUCUUGCAGAUCUCUCGUCAUUUUUUCAUGUAUCAAUUUACCAGGUUUGAUGGAAACUGAUCACUUUUUUGAGAAUAGUUGAUAAAAAUUACCAACCUGUUUUACAGAAACAAGUUUACUUUUUCUUUAGGAUUUGCUUCACUUAACACGGGUUUUUCGUUGUAUAAUUCUAGGCUGUUAUGUUUACUUCUAAAAAAGAACUGUUUAAUUGAAGUAAAUAUCAAAACUUGCUCAUCCCUAUGGAGCAUCCUCCAACACCAAGAACACUCUGGUUAUGGCGCUGUUAAUAUAACAGGAUUUCUUCAACUGAAGCAAAUUGAGAAUCGUAUAUCUCCUAUGCAUCUGCUAGUGUAAUAUUCUUUAUAUCUUUCUCAGCAGGGAGAUUGAAACCCAAAGUGCCACAUCCAGAUUGAAAUAUCUAGAUAUGGCAUUUUGAAAUAUCUGUGCUACUAAACUGAUUAUUUUAAGGUAAUCAUUUUUCAGCCUACCAAAAUGGUAAUCAUUGGAAGAUGAUUUUCAACAUUUUCAUUGUAAAGUUACCAAUUGAAGAAAGCUGGAAGUAAAAUCGAUGGGUUGAGUUUUAGUGAGGCAGUGAGGGAGAUAGAACUUGCAAGAGUACAGGAUAAGGCUACCCAUAAUUUGGCAGUAAUUGUCCAAUUUGUUAUUUCAAGUGGCCAUCCAAAUUUCUAGUGGAUGCAUUUGAGGCGCAGUGUUGCUGCAGUAGGGUUUGACAGUAGUUUAAGUUGGAGUGAACUUCCGGAGGAUUCAAAAUCACAAGAACACGAUGAACAGCAUACAAAGGUAGUUUGCUCGGUUGAUGGUUGUCACUCUACAAAUGUAAAUUUAAACCUGAUGCUCAGAUUCUGUCAAUGAAUAAAUGAUAAUACAUAGGAGACGUGGUGCAAAUGGAGAUUAUUUUUAGCCUUUGAUGUUGACAUUACAAUAUAAAUCCAAAUCUCUCUAAAUGUUAGGUUUGGUACAAUGGUAGCAUUUCUUUUCUCUGAGUCAGUAAGUCAUGAAGUCAAGUCCCAUUCUGAAGAUUUAAGCUCGGUCUUACCCAGGACUUGAGUGCCAGUAUCAUGGGAAUUGUAUGCUGUUACAGGUGUCAAGCUUGGGAUGAGAGAUUAAACUCUGCUUUCCCACAUCAAUAACACUGCAAUAUUUAAUCCAGUUCAGCCUCUGACUUGUCUCAAAUUAGCAAACUGUUUUCAAGCAUCACCAGUCAGGUUUUACUGAUAAUUAUAUGUCAGAGAGUAAAAAUGAAUUCAAUAUUUUAUGGUGUUUAUCACCAUUUAGUUUUCCACUCAAACCUAGCCAAUUGUUUUCCAGCACAUCCAGUUAAAUCCCAAACUGAUAAAUAUGUACCAUGGUCAUUAAAUGCAGCCAGUUGGAAAUGGUCAUAGAACUAGUAACUAUUCUGUUUAAUCUUAUUUGCUUUCUAAUGUAUUGCCAUUGCUGAGAAUCUCCGAAGACUUAAAUGCUGGUAAUUGUAACAUUGGUUCUCUGAGGUAAUUUAUUACAUUUGUCUUUUUCACCUUUUCAAAUCAAACUUAAGUAAUUUCUUGUACUGGUUAUAUAAUUGAAUAAAAAUUAUUCUUGUA
Molecule: messenger RNA, 6460 nt
Organism: Amblyraja radiata (thorny skate)
Lineage: Eukaryota; Metazoa; Chordata; Chondrichthyes; Rajiformes; Rajidae
Gene: clcn5b
Product: Cl-/H+ antiporter 5b
Exons: 14
Coding region: 451-2889 (812 amino acids)
Biological process (GO): transmembrane transport; chloride transport
Cellular component (GO): plasma membrane; synaptic vesicle; early endosome
Molecular function (GO): voltage-gated chloride channel activity
Source: RefSeq, a predicted model, not a curated record